AUGAGAUUUUCGGCCGAUUUGAAUAAGUCAAUCCGGAUCAACGCCACCCGCUUCUUCAUACCACUACGCAAUAUUAAUCAUCUCACCAGGCUCAAAGCAAUGCAUUCGCUGCGUGCAAUGCUUGACAAGGCAUCAGCACGCUUCGCAGUUCGAAUGCUACCAAUGCAUGUAGCAUUUGAUCUCGCUGAGCAAGAUGAAUUAUUACCAUCUGUUGUGGUCAUCAAUACGCUGCUUGCAGGAUUAGCAUCAGUAUUUGCAACUCUCCUGUUGAUACCUUCGAUGCGUAAUUGUUUAUUGAUGGCUUGGGCAACGGUCAGUAUCAACAUGGGUGUUAUGGCGUUACUGUGUGUAAGCGGUUGUAGAUUGGAUGUGAUUACAACGAUCAUCAUCCUGUUGAGUAUCGGAUAUUCAGUGGAUUUUUCAUCGCAUCUUUUGGUUCACUUCCAUCAGCACGCGAACUCCUUCAACGCUGAAGCAUUAUCAACAGUAGCAUGGCCAAUUUUACAAUCAUCACUAUCCACUGUGAUCGGUAUUGUAUGCAUCUCGCCGGUCAAUGUAAGCGUUGUUUCAUGUUUUUUCGUAAGAUGA
Molecule: messenger RNA, 588 nt
Organism: Anisakis simplex (herring worm)
Lineage: Eukaryota; Metazoa; Nematoda; Chromadorea; Rhabditida; Anisakidae
Source: the annotation of a GenBank genome assembly